Lactuca sativa (garden lettuce) is the source of this 1370-nucleotide messenger RNA. RefSeq names its product E3 ubiquitin-protein ligase SINAT3. Lineage: Eukaryota; Viridiplantae; Streptophyta; Magnoliopsida; Asterales; Asteraceae. The record is from RefSeq and is a predicted model, not a curated record. Gene Ontology annotation, biological process: multicellular organism development; ubiquitin-dependent protein catabolic process. Gene Ontology annotation, molecular function: ubiquitin protein ligase activity; protein binding; zinc ion binding. Gene Ontology annotation, cellular component: cytoplasm.
ACAGAUACAAAGAGAAAGAGAGAGAAAUACAGGGGUGUUGCGGUUGUGGUUGGGGUUGGGUUGACAGAGAGAAGAAAAGAACCUCUUUCUUACAGAGACAGAGAAAAAGGUGUUUGGUUUGGUUCAUUCCAUAAAUCGAUCUGUUCGUCGCUUUUCUGUUGUUGCCAUCUUCGCCCUUUUUCGCAUUUUUCUUCAAAUCGGAGAUCAGAAGACGGAGUUUGAAUCCUUAUUUGGAUUAUUGAAUUCAAAAGAUUGGGUGUUCAAUUUGGAUUUGUCAAUCAAGAACAAGGGCUAUCUAUGGAUUUGGAUAAUAUAGAGUGCGUGUCUUCUUCGGAUGGAAUGGAAGACGAAGAGAUCCACACCCACCAGUUCUCUUCAAAACCUCACAAUAAUAAUAAUAACAUCGGAAUACUACCCUCUGGAUUGACUCCCGCUACAAGCGUUCAUGAAUUGUUGGAGUGCCCUGUUUGUACUAAUUCUAUGUACCCUCCAAUUCACCAGUGUCACAAUGGACACACAUUAUGCUCGACCUGUAAAACAAGGGUACACAACAGAUGUCCUACAUGUAGACAAGAACUGGGUGAUAUCAGAUGCUUAGCUUUGGAAAAAGUUGCAGAAUCACUGGAACUUCCCUGCAGAUAUUUUUCAUUGGGAUGCCCAGAAAUCUUCCCAUAUUACAGCAAACUAAAGCAUGAAGCUUUAUGCAACUUCAGACCCUACAACUGCCCAUACGCCGGAUCUGAAUGUUCAGUCACCGGAGACAUUCCUUUUCUGGUUACCCAUCUCAGAGACGACCACAAAGUCGACAUGCACACAGGCUGUACUUUUAACCACCGUUAUGUCAAAUCCAACCCCCGUGAAGUUGAAAACGCUACCUGGAUGCUAACAGUGUUCCAUUGUUUUGGGCAGUACUUCUGUCUUCACUUUGAGGCGUUUCAGCUAGGGAUGGCACCUGUUUACAUGGCGUUUCUUCGAUUCAUGGGGGAUGAAGCAGAUGCAAGGAAUUACAGCUACAGUUUAGAGGUCGGAGCCAACGGGAGGAAACUGAUUUGGGAAGGAACACCGAGGAGUAUCAGAGAUAGCCAUAGGAAGGUAAGGGAUAGUCAUGAUGGGUUGAUUAUACAGAGAAACAUGGCGCUCUUCUUCUCCGGUGGUGACAGGAAAGAACUCAAACUUAGGGUUACAGGGAAGAUAUGGAAAGAACAACAGAAUCUGGAAACUGGGGUUUGUAUUCCUAAUCUAUGUAGCUGAGAUUUAGGGUUUAAUCUCCUUUUCUUUUCUUCCUUUCAAUGUGUUUGAUGAAUGAAUGAAUGAUUCAGGUUUCUUGUGUACGUAAAGAUUCAGGUUGUUAUAGCUAUUCUAUUUCUUCA